AUGGAACCAUGCAAGGAGGCUCUUGCCCAACACAGGGAAAUGGACAAUAUGAAACUGACUGAAUCCCUGCUGAAAGAGAAGGGCAAGCAGACAAAUGGCACCCCAAGCACAGCCUGGGAGGGACACUGGAGUGUCAUCUCUUAUGACAUGCUCCCUGACUGGCUAAAAGACAAUGACUACCUGCUCCACGGCCAUAGGCCCCCGCUGCCUUCCUUCUGGGCUUGCUUUAAAAGCAUCUUUCGCAUCCACACAGAAACUGGCAACAUCUGGACCCAUCUGUUUGGUUUUGUGCUGUUUCUCUUUUUGGGAAUCUUCACCAUGCUCAGACCAAAUAUGUACUUUGUGGCCCCUGUACAAGAGAAGUUGGUUUUAGGGAUGUUCUUUUUGGGUGCAGUGCUCUGCCUCAGCUUCUCCUGGCUCUUUCAUACUGUCUCUUGUUACUCAGAAAGAGUCUUUAAAACAUUUUCCAGACUGGAUUACUCAGGGAUUGCCCUGCUGACGAUGGGGAGUGUUGUCACCUGGCUCUAUUAUUCUUUCUACUGCUCCUCAAAGCUAUGGCUCAUUUACACCUACAUCAUCUGUGUCCUGGGCACUCUUGCCAUCAUUGUGUCCCAGUGGGAUCGGUUUGCCACCCCUAAACAUAGGUCAACAAGAGCAGCAGUCUUCCUGGCACUCGGUUUGAGCAGUCUUGUGCCCACAAUGCACUUUACUUUUGCCGAGGGCAUUGUCAGAGCCAUCACGGUGGGCCAGAUGGGCUGGUUCCUGCUGAUGGCCUUACUGUACAUAUCUGGAGCUUGCCUUUAUGUUGCUCGAAUUCCUGAGCGUUUCUUUCCCGGGAAAUUUGACAUAUGGUUCCAAUCUCAUCAGAUUUUUCAUGUCUUGGUGAUAGCAGCAGCCUUGGCUCACUUUCAUGGCAUCUCCAAACUUCAGGCAUUCCGUCAUAACUUAGGAAGUGGCUGUACUGAUGACUUAUUUCUCUGA
Sorex araneus (European shrew) is the source of this 981-nucleotide messenger RNA. Its product is annotated as adiponectin receptor protein 1-like. Bases 1 to 981 code for a protein of 326 amino acids. Gene Ontology annotation, molecular function: signaling receptor activity. Gene Ontology annotation, cellular component: plasma membrane. The record is from RefSeq and is a predicted model, not a curated record. Gene Ontology annotation, biological process: adiponectin-activated signaling pathway. The transcript has a single exon. Lineage: Eukaryota; Metazoa; Chordata; Mammalia; Eulipotyphla; Soricidae.